This is a messenger RNA of Beauveria bassiana ARSEF 2860, 1122 nucleotides long. Its product is annotated as KH domain-containing protein. Gene Ontology annotation, cellular component: cytoplasm; nucleus. The record is from RefSeq and is a predicted model, not a curated record. The transcript is spliced from 3 exons. Gene Ontology annotation, biological process: 3'-UTR-mediated mRNA stabilization. NCBI's taxonomy places the organism in Eukaryota, Fungi, Ascomycota, Sordariomycetes, Hypocreales, Cordycipitaceae. Gene Ontology annotation, molecular function: mRNA 3'-UTR AU-rich region binding. Bases 1 to 1122 code for a protein of 373 amino acids.
AUGUCUACUCAGGACAUCCACUCCAACGGCUCCAACGAGCUCUUGGACUCCAUGGAUCACCUCAAGAUAGAGGACCGCCUCGGACCCGACGGCGAACCCGCCCCUAAGACGGACGAGGAGUAUGCUCAGGCCCAGCUCACCCUCCGCGCCAUUGUCUCUUCCAAGGAAGCCGGUGUCAUCAUCGGCAAGGGCGGCAAGAAUGUCGCCGACCUCCGCGACGAGACCGGUGUGAAGGCCGGCGUCUCCAAGGUUGUCCAGGGUGUGCAUGACCGUGUCCUCACCAUCACAGGAGGCUGUGAUGCCAUUUCUCGCGCAUAUGCAAUUGUCGCACGUGCGCUUCUGGAGGGUGCUCCCGCCAUGGGCAUGGGCGGCAUUCUCCAAGGCAACGGGACUCAUCCAAUCAAACUGCUGAUCUCGCACAACCAGAUGGGCACCGUCAUUGGCCGUCAAGGCCUCAAAAUCAAGCAUAUUCAGGACGUAUCUGGAGUCCGCAUGGUUGCUCAAAAGGAAAUGCUUCCUCAGUCAACCGAGCGAAUUGUUGAAGUUCAGGGCACACCCGAAGGCAUUCAGCGCGCUCUCUGGGAGAUUUGCAAGUGUCUCGUCGAUGACUGGCAGCGCGGCACUGGCACCGUCUUGUACAACCCAGUUGUCCGCACCCAACCCGGCACCACAGGCGGCACCGGUAGCACCGGUAGCUUUGGCGCCACUGGCAACGGCCGCGCCGAAUACAGCAGCCCUCGUGUCAUGCGCACCGGCAACGGCUCCGACUUUAGCAACGGUGGUGGUGGCACUCGCCCCUUUUCUCGUCGUUCCGACUCGGAUGCCGCCUCACGCGGCCCUCCCACCCACGACGAGAAUGGCGAGGAGAUUCAGACCCAAAACAUCUCUAUCCCCGCGGACAUGGUCGGAUGCAUCAUUGGCCGUGCCGGUAGCAAGAUAUCCGAGAUUCGCAAGACGUCCGGCGCUCGCAUUUCCAUUGCCAAGGCCCCCCAUGAUGAAACCGGCGAACGCAUGUUUACCAUUAUGGGUACCGCCAAGGCCAACGAAUCGGCACUCUUCCUCUUGUACGAAAACCUCGAAGCUGAAAAGAUGCGCCGGAGCCAGCUCCAGGACACCGAGUAG